Molecule: messenger RNA, 2662 nt
Organism: Candoia aspera
Lineage: Eukaryota; Metazoa; Chordata; Lepidosauria; Squamata; Candoiidae
Product: membrane-spanning 4-domains subfamily A member 15-like
Exons: 6
Coding region: 153-644 (163 amino acids)
Cellular component (GO): membrane
Source: RefSeq, a predicted model, not a curated record
AGCAGAUGGGCCGAAACGCGGGCUCCGGGGCGGCUGUCCGGGCUUAACCCGUCCGGUGCGAACCCAGCAGCUUCCUUCGGGCUACGAGCUAAUUAACCUCCCAUUGCUGAGUUGGCCAACCCAACGGAGCCCCCAUUCUUGCCAAGCCCAGGAUGGAUUCGCCGCCUCCGGUUGUGGGCCCAGCGCCUCUGCCUUCCUCCCUUGAGGCCGAUCUUCCACGCCCAUUGAAGAAGUUUUAUCGGGGUGAACCUCUGGCCCUGGGGAUCACACAGAUAUUUACAGGAAUCACAGGAAUAGUUUUUGGGCUCCUGAUCCACUUAAUUGACGACUUUUGGCUUCCCUACAACAUUAUCCGGAUAGCCUAUUGGAGCGGAAUCCUGUACAUCAUCUCUGGAUCCUUAGCUGUGGCGGCUGCUCGGAAUCCCAAGAUGUCUCUGGUGCAAGGCAUGCUGGCAAUGAAUGUGAUAAGUGCCGUAACAGCUGGUAUUGGCAUCAUCUGCCUGCCUCUCUCCUUCGAGUUCUUUCGGUACUAUCGUAGUUCUUAUGCAUGCGCUGAACUUCAUAACGAAACUCAGAAAAAGUGGUGUUAUGAAACCCAGGCACACCCUUUUGUAAGUAUGGGACCUUCUAGAAUUCAUCUGUAAGAAGUUGGUUCAACAGGGCAGAGAAGGAGAAGGGAACGCAUGGUGACCUCUUGCUGGAGAUGUACCUCUUUGGAGGUCGUGGUGUCAAGAACGUGUCCCAAACAGAGUUUUAGCCAUGGAAAGGAGGGGCAUGAAUGUUGCCUUGGGAUUUCUAGAGUUUGGCAUCUUCUCUUUUGCUUUCUCCCAAACUUUGCAAAGCAGCUGCAACCAGGGGUGUCCUCAGGGCAUGGCCAGGACUUCAAGGUGGCAGCUGUAACAGUGCAGUCAAAGCUUUGCCAGACUUUUAUGUGUGGCUUAGGAAAAAAAUUAAAAAAAAAAACCGGCUGGAGCUUGGAUUGAGCAGCUGUGGGUGGCCUUUGACUUUUUUGACCAAAUCUUAACUUAUUUUUUUGGGGGGGGGAACAAAAUUGUGAGUUGCGGCGUCUGCUGUGUGGACUGUGACCAAACUAGAUGGUUUCACCAGGUCCCACCCUGCCUAUGUGGUACCUAUGCUACCUAGGAGACAUUUGUCAGCCCCACAAGGUAGACCAGACCAGGAAAUCAACUCUGCAGGAAGGCUACAACUACUUUAAUUGUAACUGGCUGUAAUAACAGAAUCUGCCAAGUCUGAUUGGGCUGUACCUCCUCCCCCCCCUUAUACUCCAGUGAGUUAGGGAGGUGUCUCCCUGAGCCACUCCCAGAAGUUACCUCAUUGCUCUGAACUUAACAAAUGCUUCAUCCCCCCCUUUGCCUAGCCAUCGGAUCCUGCAUCUCUGCAUCGGGGUCAUCUUCCUUACUCUACAGUUGGAGGUAAAUGUGCCUAUAUGUAUGUAUAAAAACGGGUACGUUACUUUUCUGCUUCAUUGACAGGAUACCAUGAGGGGAGUAUUAGCUUUUCUUACUGCCUUCACCAUCCUGGAGUUUUGCAUCGCCAUCUCUGUUGCGUCCUUUGGCUGUAAGGUGCUUUGCCGAAAUCCCUCUGAUCAAACGGUUGUGGUCAUUUAUCAGAAUGUGACUCCGGCCAAUGCCGAACACCCACCAGUCGACUGCAAAGAGCCGGAGUUCCCCUGAAUUGCUUUCCCUCCCUGGCAGCCAUUCCGGAGCACGCUUACUUCUGCCGAUGGAAACCUUAAGCCUUUUAAAGGAAUUGCACGUAACGUUUUAAUGAGCAGGAUGCAGCAGAUAUGAUUGGACUAAGCAAAGCGCCCUGCGUAAAAGGUCUUGAGAAUGUGAAUGUUCUUUGUUGCUGGCUAAAGUGUCUCUUUGUGAGCUGGUUGGCACGUGGCACCGAGUUACGUUUUGCUGUUGGAAGGGCACGGUUGGCAGGGUUUACACAACAUGCUAUGGAUAAAGUAGAGUCUCAACAUCACAGUGGCUGUGUCACAGAGCCAGCCAAGUCAAAAGCCCACCUCAUCAGGGCUUAGCAAAAUGUGUGCGCGCUCACCAAGAAGCUUACCAGGUCAGUUUCAAACCCAGCUGCAUUCCUACCACAAACUAUGCUUGGUUCGUUUUGACCUGGGUUAGUUUGUCAUUAGUGUAUUUAGUUUAUGGUUCCAGACAUUCUGCACACCUACUUAUAGUCUUGAAUUUAGUAUGACUCCAGGUCUGUGCAGUUUUCUUGACAAACAUACAGAAAUAAUUUGCCAGCACUCUCUCCCUUUAAAAAAAAAAAGAACAAAACUAUUUCUCAGCAUAGCCUAGAGCAGUGAGAAGCAUUUAAGCAUGUUGUGUGAAACCAUCCAAUGUUUGCAACACAUUCCAGAAGUUGGUCUGUGGGAUAUAACAGCGUCCAUGGGAACUGUUCCGAUUAAAGGCCGGGCAACCACGUAUUCCCAGGAUAAUAAAGAGCCGAAUUUAUUGGAAGAGAAAACGUUCCCUGCCACUUGACUUGUCCUCCAGCUGCCUCCUGCCCCUCCAGCUUAUCUCACUGGUGAUUUGAGGCAUGGCUGCACCUCCAGACCUUCUAAGAAACUGCUGUGCUUGUCGCUUGCCACUUUUUUUUCUCCGAGUUCCAUGGAAAUAAAGGUGAUUGUAGGGGU